AUGGGUUUGCCUGUUUGGGGUCCAAUUUCAAGAUAUCUGGAGAGUUCUGUGAAGCAUUUUUUAUCAGGAGACGCUUUGACAAAGUUGGCAUCGUUUUUCCAAACGAGGGUUGAUAGAUUCAUGAACAAGACUAUUUUAAUAACAGGAGCAGCUGGAGAUAUAGGAUCAGUAACAGCAUAUGCAUUUGCUCAUCGAGGAGCUACGAUUGUAUUAGUAGAUUUGGCCAGCACACAACAGAAGUUAUUAGACCAUCAGAAAAAUCUGAUAAAAGAAGGAGCUAAAAGUGUCUAUGUCUUAACAGCUGAUGUCACAAAAGUUGAAGAUGUUCAGACAAUGGUUUCAGAUACAGAAAUUGAUCCUGAAGUAUUGGAUAAAGAUGAGAUUGAAGAUGAACUAAACCAAAGUGAAAGUGGUCUGACAGGUUUAGCUAAAGAACUCUUGCAAGAUUUAGCUGGAUCAUUGCCUGGUAUAGAUGAAGCUAAGAGCUUUAUACAAGUUAUGAGUCUUGUGCAAGAAUUGAAAUUCUCAGUUGUUGUGUUUGAUACUGCUCCAACUGGUCAUACUAUUCGUUUCUUAUCAAUGCCUCAAGUAUUUGAGAAAGGCAUUUCAAAAUUCACAUUGAAGUCUCACUUUGGUCCUUUAAUGAGUCAGCUUAUGCCUGCAAUGGGAGUGACUGGAGAUAAUGAAAUGCAAAUUGUUCAACAACUUCCAGUUAUCAAGCAAAUUAAUGAGGAAUUUAGAGACGCUAACAAAUCGACAUUCAUUUGUGUGUGUAUUCCAGAGUUCCUUUCUCUUUAUGAGACAGAGAGACUACAGCAUUUGACCAAAAUGAAUAUAGAUGUACAUAAUAUUGUAGUCAAUCAAUUGUUAAGGCCAGAGAAAAUGACAAAGAUUUAUGAACUGUAUGAGACUUUCAUAUUAUUGAGUGUCCUCUGUUGGAACAAGAAGUAA
Messenger RNA from Gigantopelta aegis, 951 nucleotides. RefSeq names its product ATPase GET3-like. Gene Ontology annotation, biological process: post-translational protein targeting to endoplasmic reticulum membrane. Gene Ontology annotation, molecular function: ATP hydrolysis activity; ATP binding. Gene Ontology annotation, cellular component: GET complex. The record is from RefSeq and is a predicted model, not a curated record. Lineage: Eukaryota; Metazoa; Mollusca; Gastropoda; Neomphalida; Peltospiridae.